AGAGCCUGCCUACAACAACAACUUCAAGUCCUGUCGAGACACACCUUGUGGCACCAAAGGUCGCUUCUGGAACAACGGUGCUCUACCAUUUUUCCUCCACAGCAGCGUGCAACGCCCACAUCCCCAAGCUCUGCCAGCAGCUCUCUCGUCACGGUCAUCGUAGCACGGCUGUGCCGCCACAUUCAUCAUGGCGACGGCGACACUGCCUCAGAAGCGCAUUCUCGGCGACGCUUCCAACCGUCGAAACAUCCCGUCUACGCCAGCCUCCUCGAAACGACGGAAGCUCGAGCCACUCACUUCCUCGCCCGCUUCCCGGCUCAACAGCUCGCAACAGGGUCCGACCUCAAAGCUUGCGUCAAGCCAGCCGAAAAGUGCCUUCGAAUCCGAAGUCCUCGAGAAGCUCAGCCAGGACAUCUCAGACCUCAAACAGAACAACUCCGAAAGAGACCAGUCCUGGGAAAGGCCGCCAGUAGUCGAUUUUCAGCCAGACCGUGAUGCACUCACAUUCCAGCAAAUUGAGGCCGAGGAGGGCACGCUGCACGGUGGCAAGACCACGGUCAAGCUAUUUGGUGUCACGGAGAACGGCCACUCCGUCAUGCUCCAUGUCACCGACUUCAAGCAUUACCUUUACGUCGCAGCGCCCGUCUCCUUCACGCCAAAAGACUGUGAACCUUUCAAAGCAUAUCUCGAGACCCAACUCGCACAACACCAGCCAGCCAUAUAUUCGUGCCAGGUUGUGCUGAGGGAGAAUAUUUAUGGAUUUCAGGGCAAUACGCAGAGUCCAUACAUCAAAAUCACCGUCACAGACCCCAAAUUCAUCCCCAGGGUGCGGACCACGAUAGAAAGAGGAGACGCCAACUGGAAGGGGCUGUGGAAGAGUGCGGACGGAGGUAUCAAGACAUUCGACAACUUGCAAUACAUUCUCCGCUUUAUGGUCGACUGCAAGAUUCCUGGAAUGUCCUGGGUAGAGGCUCCAGCAAAGAUGUACAAGCUGCUGCCAGACCACCUCAGACAGUCAAACUGCCAAAUUGAGGCUGAGAUCAGCUAUCACCAGCUCGUCUCACACGAGCCAAAGGGCGAAUGGUCCAAAAUGGCGCCAUUGCGCAUUUUGUCGUUCGAUAUCGAAUGUGCUGGCCGUAAGGGCAUCUUCCCUGAGCCCGAGAUCGAUCCAGUCAUCCAGAUUGCAAACGUUGUCACGAGAUUUGGUGAGACAAAGCCCUUUGUGCGCAAUGUCUUCUGCUUGGACACCACGAGUCCAAUCGUUGCAACCCAGAUUCUGGAGUUCCAUGAUGAGAAAGACAUGCUCAUGGAGUGGAAGCGCUUCAUUGAGAAGGUCGACCCAGAUGUGAUCACGGGAUACAACAUUGCCAACUUUGAUUUCCCGUACCUACUCGACCGAGCGAGCGCACUGAAGGCCAAGGGCUUUGAGUACUGGGGCCGUCUUCCCAGCGUGAAAUCUGCGCACAAGAAGGCCAACUUCUCCAGCAAGCAGAUGGGUAAUCGCGAGUCAAAAGAGACCAACACCAACGGCCGUCUCCAGCUUGACCUACUACAACUAAUUCAACGCGACCACCACCUGCGAAGCUACACUCUCAACUCGGUGUGCUCCCACUUCCUGGGAGAACAAAAGGAAGACGUGCACCAUACAAUGAUCACAGAACUCUUCAAUGGCACGCCAGAAUCGCGCCGCCGUCUAGCGUUGUACUGCUUGAAGGAUGCGUACCUCCCACAAAGACUCAUGGACAAGCUCUCGUGUCUUGCAAACUACACAGAGAUGGCCAGAGUCACCGGCGUGCCUUUCAACUUCCUGCUUUCAAGAGGACAGCAGAUCAAAUUCCUCAGUCAAAUGUACCGCAAGGCUUUGGAGCAGAAGCUCGUCAUCCCCAACUUGAGGAGCGAGAGCUCAGAUGAGCAGUACGAGGGUGCCACAGUCAUUGAGCCAACAAGAGGCUACUACGAUGUUCCGAUUGCAACACUCGAUUUCGCCUCCCUUUAUCCCAGUAUCAUGCAGGCGCACAACUUGUGCUAUACGACACUAUUGAACAAGGCUGCUGUCGAGAAGUUUGGACUUAAAAAGGAUGAAGAUUACACCGUCACUCCCAACGGCGACAUGUUUGCGACUGUCAAGCAACGCAAAGGUCUACUUGCACAGAUUCUGGAAGAACUUCUCGCCGCCCGAAAGCAAGCAAAGUGUGAGCUCGCUGUCGAAACAGACCCUUUCAAGAAGGCAGUGUUGAACGGUCGACAGUUGGCUUUGAAGAUUAGCGCCAAUUCCGUAUACGGUCUGACGGGUGCGACUACAGGCAAGCUUCCUUGUCUAGAAAUUGCCAGUAGUACCACGAGUUACGGCCGUCAAAUGAUUGAGAAAACAAAAGCGGAGGUUGAGGCAAAGUACUGCAUUGCCAAUGGGUACUCUCACGAUGCGCAGGUCAUCUAUGGUGACACUGAUUCCGUCAUGGUCAAGUUCGGCAUGAAGGACCUGCCAGAGGCAAUGAAGCUCGGCGAAGAAGCAGCCGCCUACGUGUCCUCCAAAUUCAUCAAGCCGAUCAAGCUCGAGUUCGAGAAGGUAUACUACCCAUACCUGCUCAUCAACAAGAAGCGGUACGCCGGUCUGUACUGGACGAAGCCGGAGAAGCACGACAAGAUGGACACCAAGGGUAUCGAGACUGUCCGCAGAGACAAUUGUCUGUUGGUGCAGACCGUCAUCGAAAAAGUCCUUCGCAUGAUUCUGAUCGACCAGGAUGUGCCCGGCGCGCAGGAAUAUGUCAAGGACACCAUUGCGGAUCUGCUACAGAACAAGAUCGAUAUGUCCAAGCUAGUCAUCACGAAGGCGCUAACGAAAGAGAGCUACGAUGCCAAGCAGGCUCACGUCGAGCUCGCCGCCCGCAUGAAGAAGCGUGAUGCCGGCUCUGCGCCCGGUCUUGGUGACCGUGUCGCGUAUGUCAUGGUGAAGGGCAGCAGCGGCUCCAAGAACUUUGAGAAUUCCGAAGACCCCAUCUUCGUCCUCGAAAACAAUGUCCCCAUUGACACGAGAUACUACCUGGACAACCAGCUAGCCAAGCCUCUGGGGCGUAUCUUCGAGCCCAUUCUCGGCGAGACAAAAGCCAAGUCACUGCUCACGGGCGACCACACUCGCUCCAUCUCAGUGGCGGCGCCGUCGGUUGGUGGUCUGAUGAAGUUUGCCAAGAAGACGAUGACCUGUAUGGGGUGCAAGAAACCGCUCGUGGGCAAGGAGGAGAGCGCAGGCGCCGUGUGCUCCAACUGCGCGCCCCGGGUGGGUGAGCUGUACAAGAAGACGCUGGACAAGGUGUCUGAUCUCGAGGUGCGCUUCGGCAGGCUUUGGACGCAGUGCCAGCGAUGCCAGGGCAGCAUGCACGGAGAGGUCAUCUGCAGCAGCAAGGACUGCCCCAUCUUCUACAUGCGCAUGAAGGCCAAGAAGGACGUCGAGGACGCGGGCAAGGAGCUCAAGCGGUUCGACUUUGACCAGAGUGCCAUUUGGUAGAGAGAGACAGACUUGUUCGCCUUCAGUGUCAGGACGGCACUAAUGUUGUCUGGCAAAUCUCGUACCCGAUGAGGGUAUUUGAUGUAGCUUUUCAGGGUUUGGCAUUGUCAUCGGUUUCGCUUGCAAGAGAGGGGUCAAAAAGCAUGGAGUACAGGUGGUUAU
Messenger RNA from Microdochium trichocladiopsis, 3664 nucleotides. RefSeq names its product DNA polymerase delta catalytic subunit. Gene Ontology annotation, cellular component: delta DNA polymerase complex. Lineage: Eukaryota; Fungi; Ascomycota; Sordariomycetes; Xylariales; Microdochiaceae. Gene Ontology annotation, biological process: nucleotide-excision repair, DNA gap filling; base-excision repair, gap-filling; DNA-templated DNA replication. The transcript has 3 exons. The record is from RefSeq and is a predicted model, not a curated record. Gene Ontology annotation, molecular function: 3'-5'-DNA exonuclease activity; DNA-directed DNA polymerase activity; DNA binding. The coding region runs from base 188 to 3502 and encodes 1104 amino acids.